Closterium sp. Naga37s-1 is the source of this 1206-nucleotide messenger RNA. NCBI's taxonomy places the organism in Eukaryota, Viridiplantae, Streptophyta, Zygnematophyceae, Desmidiales, Closteriaceae. The record is from the annotation of a GenBank genome assembly.
AUGGAGCAAGCCAAUAAGGUUGAUCCACGUGGCUACGAGGCUGCUCUAGCGGCGCUCUCUGGUUUGAUCAAUCAGCGGAAGCGCGCCGAUGGGUCAAACUGGGGAGAUGCCUUCGCUCUCAUGCGCUCAUACGUUAAGGUGCUGGAACUGGAGGGACCAGUUGACCAGCUCAGCAUCAUCCACGUGGCAGGCACCAAAGGCAAGGGGUCCACGUGCGCCAUGGCGGAGAGCAUGCUGAGGGCCAGCGGCCACACCACGGGGCUCUUCACCUCGCCUCACCUCGUGGACGUCAGGGAGCGCUUCCGCCUCAAUGGGGAAAUGGUGUCAGUGGAUACUUUUUUGCAGCACUUCUGGUGGUGCUACGACAGGUGUAAGGAAGCAGCGUCCUCUCCCUCAUCCCCCAUCCCCAUGCCAGCCUACUUUCGUUUCCUCACGCUGCUCGCUCUACGUAUUUUCACCCACACCCAGGUUGACGUGGCGAUUCUGGAGGUGGGGAUUGGAGGACGAUUCGACGCCACCAACAUCGUCAAGCGCCCAGCAGUGUGUGGCGUGUCGUCACUGGGCUUCGACCACAUGGAGCUGCUGGGAAACACCCUGGCUCUGAUAGCAGGCGAGAAGGCUGGGAUAUUUAAGCCAGGAGUGCCGGCAGUGACAGCGCCACAGGAGGAGGAGGCAAUGGAGGUGCUCAGGCAGCGAGCAGAAGAGCUGCAGAUUCUCCUAGAGGUGGCCAGGCCAUGGCACGAGGUGGCGCCAGGUGUGCGCGUGGGAUUGGCUGGCCGGCACCAGCUGGUCAACGCGUCUCUGGCCGUCUCUCUGUGCCGCCAGUGGGCCAUCCGCAGCGGCAGGGAAGAGGAGGCACAUGCAAUCGAUCAGGCCCUGGCCAAUAAGACGCUGCCACCUGCUUACAUCAAAGGGCUAGGGUGUGCCUCCUGGCCGGGCAGGGUGGGAGCACGAACAAAUGCUGUGGAUGAUCCAGCAGCAGGGGUGCAAGGAUCAUACCAAGUGGAAGCCAAGUCAUCUGUGCGGAUGACCUCUGCCUCGCCUACAGGUGCUGCUGUUCACUUCACCUUCAUGCCUGAGCGGGACACUCACGCUCUCGUGCCGUUUGUCCCGCGUUCCCUCGUGCUACCAGAAUUGUGCUACCCCCUUUUCACUGCCCUUCUCUCGUCUCUCAUAACAGGUGUUGCUGUUCAACUGCAUGCCUGA